Molecule: messenger RNA, 2034 nt
Organism: Leishmania braziliensis MHOM/BR/75/M2904
Lineage: Eukaryota; Euglenozoa; Kinetoplastea; Trypanosomatida; Trypanosomatidae
Exons: 1
Coding region: 1-2034 (677 amino acids)
Source: RefSeq, a predicted model, not a curated record
AUGGACAGCGCCACACGCAUCCCGUCUCGUGUUCUUCACUUACCCUCGCCACUGCUUCAGCCGCGCGGCUCGAGAUGGGCAUCCGUGCAACCGUCACCCGAUCGCGCUAGUCUGCUACUUCGCGGCCGUCAUGAGUGUCAGCUGUUGGCCGUCUCGUCCUUCGCGCAGCAGGUGCCAUGGGCAACCGCCUUGGCGCGAUCGUCCAGCAGCGGCGAAGAAGAUGACGCGCGUCACUUGGUGGCAGAACAGUGGAGUCAGCGCGGUGCUGCUCGUGGCAUCUCUGCUGGUGAGGGGGGAGGGCGGCGGUGCCUUGUCCUGCCGCAGCCGCACCGCGACCUCACCUCUUCAUGCUGGCUCUCUGCAAGUUUUGACACGCUCGGCGAUGAGGAUGACGAGGCAACUGUGAGCGAUGAGGUGGCGUUUGGUCCGGUGGUAGGGCUUGGCGAUGCCGCCUCAGUUAUCACGAUCAUGCGUCCCUCACCCCUCAGCACAGCCAAAUCGCCUCCUGGCACGACUGCCAAGUGGUUGCAGAGCACCAUCUUCCUGGAGGACGCGGAGGACGCUGUGUUUGCCAGCCGCACACCCUUGACGUGGCACAAGCAGCAUGGCCACCACCACGACGGCCUCGACGUGGUCACGGCACUCAAACGGCCGUGUCACUCGUAUCGUGCUCUACCGAUAGCACCGGCUUGGAAGGCGGUAGAAGCGAUCCUGCCGUGCAGCUAUGCUCCAAGCCACCCCAGCGGUGGUCUGACCGACAUGUACGUUCUCUGCCAGCGCGUGGAUGACAUCUACGUGGGCAGCGGCAUUGCCGCCGCAGGGCGCUCCGCGAGGCGGCCGUGUAGUUGUGUGUGGUUGUCCUCGGUGCAACGCGAGUCGGCCUGGCGCGUGCCGUUGGCCAUACCACCCGGAGACGAAGACACACUAGGCAUCGGAGGAGACGGUGUUGCUGCGUCUUCUUUAGCAGAGCUGAGGCACGCUGUGCGGCGCACUCCGCGCCUGUUCGAUGUGCGUCGGCGCCUGCCUCGUCUCAAGCACGCUUCAGCGCACGAGUCGUCGCAUCCUCGCCCCGCGCCGCCGCCCGCACCAGCGCAUGAGCGCGCAAGUAGCGCUGAGACAGGGCCGAUGGGUCUCGUCUUUGCGGCUGCUUUCCGUCGCCACGUUGGUCUUUACACCUCCGCAACAGUCACCCCAACGGUCUUCUUUGUGCUGCCGCCACGGCUUACAGACGGGGUAGGCGGUAGAACUGCUGCUGCUACCGCCUCGCCUUCUCAAUGGUGCUCGAACUGGUGCGUGACGUCUGUAGUGGAGGAUUCAUCCUUCGCAGCUGCAACGCCAGCAGCAGCCCUGCAGACAUCACCAGUUGGUGGUGGCAGCGGCUACUCGUACCUUGUGACGCUGAUGCACAAUCAGCGGAGCAGGCGGAGGAGCAACACUCACGUAGCUCCCGCGAAGGUGGAGCACCGUGGUCAGUCAUGGCAGAGCGAUGCGAACAGCAAUAGCAGCGACUGCGACGGCAACUGCUGGUGGCUGCUGUACGACUGCAGGAACCCGUCCCUACCGGUUUGGGCAGCCGAGGAGGCGCUCGUAGUGCCGCCAGCGCUCGACGAAGAAGAAGUCUGGCAUGAUGCACCGGUAGUCACGGAGUGGCUUGCAUCAGCGUCGCCGCCACCCAUGUCACACGCUAGCCUCCGCCGCAGUCCACUGUGCGCGACGUACGUCCCGCUCGCGGCGACUUCCACAGACGAUGCGAGCGCUCUUACGGGGCCAUCGGCGUGCGGCGUGUGUGCAGUGCUCGAUGGUGGGACGACGAGGCCCGGCGGCGUGGCCUUGGACGCGGCGGACAAAGACGUCGUUGAAGGCGAGGAGGCAACGGCCGUAUUCUCCCCCAUCGUGUAUGAACUAUCGCCGCCGCGCUCUCUGCGGUUACCAGCACCCGGUGCUCCUCCGACGGUGACCACAAAGCUGCCACGUGUACGUGCGCUGGCGUACGCCGACGGCGUUCUUCACUACGCGUGCGAAGUGGUACUUUAG